UUCUCAUUUCAUCUCAAAAUCAAAACUAACAUACAGAGUUAAAACCUUAGAGGUAGAAGCAUACCAGCAUUGUUGAGAAUUUCAAUUAGCGACAGAGAAGUAGGUGUUAAGAGGAGAUUAAGAAAGAGAAAGUGUUUUUAGUUUUUAUAUAAAGUUAGAGAGUUUGAGAGAUAUGGGAGUUUUGCAAGAAGAAAGUGUAUGCAAUUCUGCUUUGCCAUUGUUAUCUCUAAACCAUGUAUCAUAUCUUUGUAAGUCAGUUGAAGAAUCAGCCAAGUUUUAUCAAGAAGUUCUCGGCUUCGUUCUCAUUAAAAGACCUUCUUCUUUCAAAUUUGAAGGAGCUUGGUUAUUCAACUAUGGAAUUGGGAUACACUUGUUACAGUGUAAUUCCAUUAGUGAUGUCCAACAAAUGCCAGCAAAAAUCAACCCAAAAGAUAAUCACAUUUCUUUCCAAUGUACAGACAUUGAAUUAGUAAAGAAGAGACUACGAGAGAUGGGGAUGAAGUAUGAAACUUCCCUCGUUGAAGAAGGUGGUGUUUUCGUCAAUCAGCUUUUCUUUCACGACCCUGAUGGUUAUAUGAUUGAAAUCUGCAACUGUGACAACAUUCCAGUUAUUCCACUAUCUUCAAGUGCGUGUCUAAUGCUUAAGAAGCCAGAAUCUUAUGUAAAUGCCAAGAAGAAUAAAGCACUUAAUGCCGCAGAGAUGGAGACGCGGAUGAUGGAAACCUUGUUUGCCAAUUUGAUUGAUAUUGCCAUGUAGAGAUCUCAAAUUAAAAACCAUCUAAAGUUCAUGUUGUUUGGAGUUUUUAUACCUUCUUUUUUUUCUUUUCAAGUAUUGCUAAUGUUAAUCCAAAUUUCCUUUUUAGUUAAUCUUUGGAACUUUUUCUUGUAUAUUUGCGAAACAUAAAUCAAUUAUUAGAAGAAUUAAAGGGUUGUCAUCCCUCGCUUUGGAACUUUUUCA
Messenger RNA from Papaver somniferum (opium poppy), 958 nucleotides. RefSeq lists its product as uncharacterized. The record is from RefSeq and is a predicted model, not a curated record. Lineage: Eukaryota; Viridiplantae; Streptophyta; Magnoliopsida; Ranunculales; Papaveraceae. Bases 173 to 757 code for a protein of 194 amino acids. The transcript has 3 exons.